Octopus sinensis (East Asian common octopus) is the source of this 1092-nucleotide messenger RNA. RefSeq names its product prenylated Rab acceptor protein 1. The coding region runs from base 263 to 847 and encodes 194 amino acids. The record is from RefSeq and is a predicted model, not a curated record. Gene Ontology annotation, cellular component: Golgi apparatus. The transcript is spliced from 6 exons. NCBI's taxonomy places the organism in Eukaryota, Metazoa, Mollusca, Cephalopoda, Octopoda, Octopodidae.
GAAUUUUUAGAAAAUCGGACUAGUUGCCAUGCGGUAUUUGUUCGGGCCCAGAUUUGUGUUCUUGUUAUUUUAAGCAAAUCGAGUGUCCAUGUUUAUGUUGAUUCAUUGGCUCAUCGUCAUUUUGUUAAUGUUGAAGGGACCAUAGUGGAUCUUUUCAGAGUAUUUUGUCCUUGAGGCGUAGUUAUAAUCAAGAAAACACAAGAAGUGGUGACGAAAGCAACAUCUGGUGUGACGUAACACAUAUAUACACGUAACCUGAACGAUGGAUGAACAGCAUUUGUUGGAAGGAAAUAUAGACGGGGCUGAAAAAAAUAAUUCGUCGCUUACUAGAAAAGGCAAACAGUCCAAAAUGUCUGUGACAUUGUCAAGUGUUGCUGCACGGGAGUGGUUUCAAAAGAAACGAGAAACCAUUAAACCAUGGGGCGAGUUCCUGAACACUUCUAAAUUUCGAAUUCCUAAGAAUCUUGCUGAGGUGCCCAAACACACAAUGAAAAACAUUGAAGAUUUCCAAAGCAAUUACUUGUUCGUGUUUAUUGGUUUAAUCAUCGUUUGUAUCCUGACAUCACCAUUGCUGUUAAUAGCACUAGCUGCCUGUCUUGGUGCCUGUUACAUCAUCAGUUUGAAAAACCAAGAGAAAAAACGUACAAUCAUGGGUCAUGAACUGAGUUUAGGCCAACAGUAUGCUGGUGUUGGAGUUUUAUCUUUCCCACUUUUUUGGGUAGCUGGAGCUGGUUCGGCUGUUUUCUGGGUUAUUGGAGCUUCGUUCUUUGUGAUUGGUUUGCAUGCAAUAAUGUAUAACCGAGCUGACGAACAAGAGAAUUUUGACUUAGAAAUGGAAAGUGUAUGAGGAGGAAACAAUUUCUUGCAUGUAACUCACCACCAACAGUUUUCAGAUUACAAUGGAUUCUCUUUUUUUCUGUUUCUCAUUAAAAUAUUUAACUGUGCAAAUAAUGGCUAGUACUUAGGUUUACCGAUCAAGUGGCUGAUAAUGUUUAGGUUAAUGGGAUUCUGUGAAAAAUUAUAACAAAGCAUUUCUUUGUAAGCAUUCAAUAUAUUUGUUUUGGAAUGAGAAUUAAACAUUAUUUUUAUAUA